Musa acuminata subsp. malaccensis (wild Malaysian banana) is the source of this 3765-nucleotide messenger RNA. RefSeq lists its product as uncharacterized. The record is from RefSeq and is a predicted model, not a curated record. NCBI's taxonomy places the organism in Eukaryota, Viridiplantae, Streptophyta, Magnoliopsida, Zingiberales, Musaceae.
UUUUCAGCAUCAUAGCAAUCUCACUUUUUUUAUUGCACAGAAGCUUCUCAUAUUCAAAACCAUCCCAGUCUCACUGUGCAAACUUUACACCAUCAAGUAGAAAAGAAGACACAGAGAAAGAUGACAAAUGAAUCUAUUCCUAGAUCUGCUCACUUGUCUUCCUGCUCUUCAUCCCACCCAUCAUAUUCUCCUUCUCUCUCCUUUCUUCCUCUGCAUUUUCCUCCAGAUUCAUUCACAGUAACAUACAGAGGAUGACAGAGAAGCCAUGACCGCGGUCUAUGCAGUGACCACCCCACAUUGUUCGCGAACACCAUGAAGAAUUGAAGGACAGAUCCAAGAUGUUCAAGGCAGCGCGAUGGAGGGCGACCGAGAAGAACAAGAACAAAGCCGUCUUCAAGCUGCAAUUCCAAGCGACUCAGGUUGGCUGGAUGAAGUACCGCAGUCAGGACCGGGAACGAUGAUGGUCAGCCUGGGUCCGGUGGACGCUGGCAGACCGACGGCGAGAUCGGAGAAGGUGGCGGUCGUCGGCGGCACCUGCAACUGGGUGAAUCCGGUUUACGAGACGGUGAAGCUUGUCCGAAAUCCAACCACUGGAAAGAUGGAUGACAAAGUCUACAGAUUUCUCCUUUCAGCUACCGGAUCAAGCAAAGCUGGGGUUUUGGGAGAUGUCACUGUUAACCUGGCAGACUAUGCUGCGGUGUUCAAUGCUGCCUCGGUUUCUCUCCCUCUCAAGGCAUCAAACACAGGAACAAUCUUGCAUAUUACCAUUCAGAGAAUCCAGGGUGAUGGUAAGGCAAGAGAAGGUGAUGAAGAUGGAGAAGCGAUGAUUAAGCGACAAACAAGAGCAUCACAGAGCGAGUUAAAACUGUGUGAUUUUAAGGAAGGUGUCAAAGCUCCCAAUGACAUGGACUGCUUCAGCUUUAUGAGUGAUGGUUCAUAUGUUAACACUCAGUCACAAGUCAAGUUCCCAUCAAGCAGAGACAUUCCUAUCCGUGUUGAUUCCCAUGGAAGCCUCCAAAAAUCUCACAGCUUUGAUACUAUAUCAGCAUCAGAUUCAGAUACCAGUUCAGGAAUAUAUGCAACAAGAGAUAAUUGGAUCAAGCAUAACAAUACUCAAAGGGAUCCUACUAGCUUCUUCUCACCUCUUAUCAGUAGUGACACUCCUAAAAGGCUGAUUACCAGUUCAGGUGACUGGUCUCGCACUUCAGCUCCUGAUGGAAAUGCAGAUGCAUCAACAAGAAGUUCAGGUGAUGUUGUAUUAAAUGAAACAUCAUGUGAUUCAGAGGACAGCCUUAAGAAAUUAAGAUAUGAUAUUGUUAUGUUGACAAGGAAGGUAGAACUGUCUGAUCUGGAACUGCAGAUUCUUCGAAAGCAAAUUAUUAAGGAGUGCAAGCGAGGAGAAGAUCUUUCAAGGGAAUUAAGUAGCCUAAAAGAGGAGAGAGACACACUUAAAAGAGAAUGUGAAUCACUGAAGCUCUCAGAAAAGCCAAUAAAAUUUGAGGGAAAUAUUCCUACUGGCUCACAGCAUGAUGGAGAUGAUCUUCAUUCAUUACUUGAGAAAACAAAACAAGAAUUAGAUCAUGAGAAAAAUCUGAAUGUACAUCUUCGUUUGCAACUAAAAAUGAUGCAAGGAUCUGAGUUGAUACUUGCUGUAAAAGAUCUUGAUACACUGUUGGAGCAGAGAAAUAGGGAGCCACUUUGUCUGAAAUGUAGCAAAAUGUAUCUCAAAACAGAAACCGGUGAUGAACUAGAGGCCAUGAAAUUGGAAAAUGGACUUCCACAACUAAAGAAAUAUGAAUGUGAGCAGAAGUUGCAUAAAAAAGUUGCCCAAAAUGACAAUGAAGAACAAUAUGCAUUGGAUGAACUAGUCAAUAUACAUGAUGAUAUGAAGGUUGCGUACUCACUCGAGAACAAAAUCGUUGAUCUUAAUAAUGAAGUAGAAUUUUACAUGAAGGACCAUGAAGAUCUAGAAAUGCAAAUGGAACAGCUUGCUUUGGACUAUGAAAUUUUGAAACAGGAAAACCAUGACAUCACGACAAAACUGGAGCAAAUUCAACUGCGAGAACAACUCAGGAUGCAAUAUGAGUGUUCAACACAUGUAGCCAUUAUCAGUGACCUUGAAUCUCAUGUUGAAUGCCUGGAGAAAGAACUUCACAAACAGGCUGAAUCAUUUGGAGCAGAUAUAGCAACCAUCACAGAUGCUAAGGUUGAGCAAGAGAAAAGGGCCAUACUGGCAGAAGAGGCAUUAAGAGAAGCAAAAUGGAGCAAUUCUAAAAUUGUUAAGCGGCUUCAGGAGGAAUUUAGAAGUCUUUCUGCACAUAUGUCAUCCACAUUUCAAGCAAAUGAGAAGAUAGUCAAGCAUGUACUAAAAGAAACUGCAGAGCUGCGAUCAGAAAAAAGCAGCCUGGAAGAUCUAUUGGAGAAAACUAAAAAGGAUUUGGUAUCAGUGCAAGAACAAUUCCGCAUGAAAUUCAAGCAAUUAGUAGACUUAUUAUAUUUCAAAUCAAAGGAGGCAGAUAGGCUACUUCUGGAACUCAAAGAUACUCAAAGGGAGUUUGAGAAUUAUAAGAUGUCUGGGGUAGCAAACCAAAAGAACUUCGUAGAAGAAAUGCAACUCAAAUCUGAGAUGGAAAAGGUCAUAUUGGAGAAAUCUCUUCUCUCUGAGCAGAACAAAGAGAAAGAAGAAUUGUUAGUUGAGAUGGACCUAUCAAGGACAGCAACUGAAGUCAGUGAGAUAUCACUGCAAGACAAAAACUUAGAAAUAGAUAUGCUUAAGAAAGAAAUAGCAGUAUUAAGGAAAGAAGGAAACAUAUCAUUGGAAGAGACGAAUGAGUUGAGAAAUAUAAAAGAUGAAAAAGAUACAACUAUUUCGGUGCUGAAAUCUGAGGUAGCAAACCCUGGAGUGCAGUACAGUAACUUGAAGCAUACCUUAAACAAAAACGAGUUAGAAAAAAAGGACCUGAGGAGAUCAUUUUCCAACUUGAAGGGUGGUCUUCUAGAGGAGCAACUGACUACCAGCUCAGACGAAAAAAAUGGUGACAACCACACAGCUUCAAUUUCAAAUGAUGAUGAGCACUUUCAUCAGAGUUUGAGAUAUGGCAGCAAAGAUGAUGUUAAAUGCAGUAGAGAUUACCUGCAACAGUCAGAAGACGAAACCCACACACAUGAUAUAGAUAGCAAGGAUAACAAAUUACGUGUGAGGUAUACAGGAAAUGAUUUGGAUGAAGUACAUCAGGUUUUCAUCUCCUAAACCUAUGGUGAAAAGAAGAUAGCAGAAUUAAGUGAAAUGACAGUACUGGAAAAAUAAAAUGAUCGGCGAAAUCAAAGUUGAAAGAAGUGCAAGAACGAUAUUCCGAGACAAGCCCAAAGUUCGGAGAAAGUUGAAGGUGAAAGACAACAACUCAAGGCCACAAUCUAGACUAUUAAAGAUGCUGUGAAGGAUUAGUUUCUUUUUUUUCUCUGUAUAAUUGAAACGAAUGCUCUGUACAGGCAAGUGCUUGGAUGCAAUACUUGGCAUAUCCAGGGCUCGUAAGGUAUGUAUAACUUCUAAGCAUACAGUGCACAUGGAUAGCAUAUAAUCUGUUAAUUGGGUGAAGUGUUUCUUUGUUGAAAUGUCAUGGUUCUAGUAAUUUGGCCUUUUAGUUGUACUCCUGAAAAACAUAGAGUAGUUUUCUCAUUUUUGUUUCAAACAUGCAUCAUCCUGUUGUUGUGUAAUACCGGUGAGGUAGAAGUUUAAUUGUCAUUUGGUGAUAUACAGAAUACAGC